Molecule: messenger RNA, 1804 nt
Organism: Drosophila teissieri
Lineage: Eukaryota; Metazoa; Arthropoda; Insecta; Diptera; Drosophilidae
Product: pH-sensitive chloride channel 2
Exons: 2
Coding region: 86-1660 (524 amino acids)
Biological process (GO): signal transduction; chloride transmembrane transport; chemical synaptic transmission
Cellular component (GO): neuron projection; membrane; synapse
Molecular function (GO): transmembrane signaling receptor activity; neurotransmitter receptor activity; extracellular ligand-gated monoatomic ion channel activity
Source: RefSeq, a predicted model, not a curated record
AGCACUGUUCCGCCAUAUUGAAAUACCCGUUAGGAUUUUAUUGGCGUGGCUUUAUUUUUAAGUUUAUAAUACAUAGUUUAAUAUAAUGGACUGGUCGCUGAUCAUAUCGAUUUUGCUCAACUGCCUCUACGCGUGCGCCUCUGCGCUCGACGAGGAUUGCCCCACAUUGGACGAUGGGGAUAGCUUGUCGCAGACACAGCUGCUGGACCGCUUAACCCAUGGCUGCCGGUACGAUCGCCUGGAGCGACCCAUAACUUAUUCGGAAACUGGCCAGAGGCUGCCGGUGGACGUCUAUAUGCGGGCCUACAUAUACUUCAUGCAGAACCUGGAGGCACACGAUCUGCAGUUCAAGAUCUAUGCGCUCCUCCAAAUGCGAUACCUCGAUCCGCGUCUCAACUUUCGCAACGUGAGUCCCAAGCGAAGGCAGCCGAUUUUGGGCGAGGAGCACCUGAGGAACUCCCUCUGGAUGCCACACAUAUUCCUCGCCAAUGAGCGCGACUCCAGUAUUUUGGGCCUCACGGAGAAGGACAUCCUCACCUCAAUUUCGCCCGAUGGCACCGUGAUUGUUUCGAAUCGCAUCAAGGCGACACUCUAUUGCUGGCUGAACCUCAAGAAGUUCCCAUUCGACGAGCAGCACUGCUCGACGGUUCUGGAGAGUUGGAUGUACAAUACAUCGGAACUGGUGCUCCACUGGGAGCAGAAGCGUCCGAUCACCUACGAUGGGGCACUGCAUCUCACCGAGUUUGUGCUGCAGCGUUCCUGGUCGAAUGAGACGGUGAUCAAUGCCGAUUUGAGUGACCUGCGCCACGGUGCCUUUGCCGGCAACUACAGCUCCCUCAGCUUCACCGUUCACCUGACGCGAGUGGUCGGCUUCUACCUGAUGGACUACUUUCUGCCCUCCAUGCUGAUUGUGGCCAUAUCCUGGGUAUCGUUUUGGCUGCAGGCGGAUCAGGCGCCGCCACGAAUUACGCUGGGCACCAGCACCCUGCUGACAUUCAUAACCCUGGCCUCGGCACAGGGAAAGACCCUGCCAAAGGUUAGCUACAUCAAGGUGUCGGAGGUGUGGUUCCUGGGCUGCACCAUCUUCAUAUUUGGCAGCAUGGUGGAGUUCGCCUUUGUCAACACGAUUUGGCGCCGAAAGAAGAGUGUGCCCGUCAAGAAACUAAACAGCAAACACAUCCUGAAGUCAACUCUAUCGCCGAAUCUGCUCAGGCGUCGCAGUCACGCCAGAUCCAGAUCGUUUUCGGGCACGGCUCUGCAAAAGGCAGCGGACACCGGUUCCCUGGGCGGUGCUGGUUUCAAUAAUUACCUAACCGUCAAUCUGCCCAUCACCACGAUUAAGGAGGGCCAAGUUCUGAAUCAGCAGAGGACCAGCCGGGGCGUCCAGAAGAUGGAUGUUAACUUUGUGGAGAGUGCCUUUGGAUCCAUGGGCGCAGCUCAGUCCACUGGAGCCAUCAGUGCUGCCAGCAGCAGCCAAACUUUGACCAAUAAUAACCGAACCGAAGGUGUGGACCACCAGGAGGAGAUCGAUCUCAGUGGCUGGACCACGCUAACGCCCCAAGAAAUCGCCAUGUGGAUUGAUAGCCGAGCCAGAUUCGUUUUUCCGCUGUCCUUUCUCGUCUUUAACCUGUUUUUCUGGACAUUUGUCUACUGUAUUUAAAAAAGGGUCCACUUCAUUUUAUUAUUAGAUUACAAAGUAGAGUUAAUAUUGUGAACAGUAUUUAAUUAAAUGUGUUUAUUAUUUGUAUCCAUCGCUUAGCAUAGUAUGGUUAAUUAUUGUAUUUAUGUUUGUUUGCCACUUUGU